Messenger RNA from Schistocerca piceifrons (Central American locust), 1986 nucleotides. Its product is annotated as sodium-independent sulfate anion transporter-like. The transcript is spliced from 12 exons. Gene Ontology annotation, molecular function: sulfate transmembrane transporter activity. The record is from RefSeq and is a predicted model, not a curated record. Bases 1 to 1932 code for a protein of 643 amino acids. Gene Ontology annotation, cellular component: membrane. NCBI's taxonomy places the organism in Eukaryota, Metazoa, Arthropoda, Insecta, Orthoptera, Acrididae. Gene Ontology annotation, biological process: transmembrane transport.
AUGGAUGGAGCUUACUCGGCCGCCGACCGCGGCGGCAGCCGGCCAGAGGACAAGUGCGAGACAAGUGGCCACCAGCCACGAGUAGCAGAACAUGACACAGACAAUACGGCAGCGGAAGAGCGCGCGGUCAGCUGCUCGGCCGUGCUGCGGUACCUGAAGAAGUCCGCCUCGGAGGCGUGCAGCGUGGCGACGGCCCGCAAGCGGCUGCCCAUCCUGCAGUGGCUGCCCGCCUACACCUUGUCCACCCUGCUGCAAGACGCGGUGGCCGGCAUCACCGUCGGCCUCACCGCCAUCCCCCAGGGCAUUGCGUACGCCGUGGUCGCCGGCCUGCCUCCACAGUAUGGAUUAUAUGCUGGAUUUAUGGGAGCUUUCGUUUAUAUAUUUCUGGGAAGCUGUAAAGACAUUACAAUUGGGCCUACAGCCAUCUUGUCGCUAAUGACUCAAGACGCACUUGCUGGAAAAGGAGUAGAUUUUGCAAUACUGCUUUCUUUUCUCACUGGCUGCAUCGUAUCUGCAUUUGGUAUAUUGCAUUUGGGUUUUCUUGUGGAUUUUAUCUCAAUGCCAGUGACAACAGCGUUUACAUCAGCAGCUGCUAUUACUAUUGCAUUUUCCCAGCUGAAAGGUCUGUUGGGAAUUGGAGGCACUUCUAACGAUUUUCUUGAAUCAUGGUCAAACUUAGUGGAAAGAAUUACGUAUGUUCAACUGUGGGAUGUUGUUCUAGGAGUCUGUACCAUUAUAGGACUGUUAUUUUUACAGAAACUGAAUGAUAUUGACAAAGGAAGAGAUCUUUCUGGGAGUUCUAAAGCAAGGAAAGCACUCAGCAAAGUAUUUUGGUUUCUGGCCCUGAGUCGAAAUGCCAUUGCCUGUAUUGUCGGGACUCUUUUGGCAUAUCUCAUGUACACAGAUGGCAAUGCUCCUUUUUCUUUAACAGGUGAAAUACAAAGUGGCCUCCCACCAUUCUCUCCACCACCAUUCAGUACAACAUAUCAAAAUGAAACAUAUAGCUUCCCAGAAAUGGUAUCUGCUCUUGGCACAAAUAUCAUCACAUUGCCUCUGAUUGCUAUACUGGAAAGUGUGGCAAUUGCUAAAGCAUUUGCUGGUGGGAAACCUAUUGAUGCUACACAAGAAAUGCUUGCCCUGGGAGUAUGUAACAUUGCUGGCUCAUUAUUUUAUGGAAUGCCAAUCACUGGAUCUUUCACAAGAACAGCUGUUAACCAUUCAUCUGGAGUAAAAACAACAAUGGGUGGCCUCUUUACAGGUGCACUGGUGCUGUUGGCUCUAGCAUUUCUGACCUCAACAUUCUUCUUUCUUCCAAAAGCGACAUUGUCAGCCAUUAUUUUGGCAGCUAUGUUCUUCAUGGUUGAUGUGUCUGUCAUCCCGUUGUUGUGGAGAACUAGAAGAAUUGACUUGAUUCCUUACUUCAUCACAGUCUUGGCUUGCCUCUUCAUUGGUCUUGAGCUGGGUAUGGUCAUUGGAGUUGGUGUGAAUCUCAUUUUCAUUCUAUAUGAUGCAGCCAGACCAAAAAUUAUCAUUAAGGAACGUCCUGUAUUUGACAUGAAUGUACUUCUAGUGGCACCACAGCAGAAUCUUAUGUUCCCGGGUGCAGAGUAUAUACGUGAGGAGGUAGUGCAGAUGUGUUCAGAAUCCCAACCUGCUGUUGUCAUAAUUGAUGGUGCAAAAGUGAAAUGGAUAGAUGCCACAGUUGCUAAGGUGGUGAAACUACUAAUGAAAGAUGUGACUAGUACUGGAAGUAAAUUUCUGCUCUGGAGGUGGAAUAAGCAAACAAAAGACACUCUAAUAGCUAUGGAUGAAGGCCUCAGAUCUUUCUUUUUCUACUCUGAAACACCUGAGGAUGUUAUUAAAGACGAACGAGUACCAAGUCCGCUUUUCUGUGCAUCACCAAUGUUGCCAUCUUGGAGGGUUGGCGGCUGAAUUUAGAGAUGUAUUCUCACAGAUUGUGCAUCGUUUAGAUGAGGAGGACUAGAU